Symbiodinium pilosum is the source of this 2157-nucleotide messenger RNA. Lineage: Eukaryota; Dinophyceae; Suessiales; Symbiodiniaceae. The record is from the annotation of a GenBank genome assembly.
AUGACGUUAAGCACGUCUUUCAGCGAAUGUAUUCCUGCAGCAGGCUUGUGUGCGGGUGGUCCUCCAUCACUGGGGGACUACUUCGAUAGCUUUCCCGGUCUGGAUUCGGACUUUUCACGGGAUGAUCUGUAUGGCUACGGGUCCUUCGGGGAUUUUCGGCGUGGAAGAAGUUAUGACGACUACUUCGGAGGCCCUGGCUCGUACGGCAAUGUUGGACCGCUUGACCGGAAAGACACAGGCAAGGACGAGUGUUCGCGCAUUGAAGCUGACGGAGUUCCCCUUGCCGAAUUAUUGCUAGAGGCUGCAGAAAACCUGCCGGCCAACAUCUCGGAAGCACCAGCGCAGGUGCUUGAGCUUGUCCGCUUCUUCUCCAGCGAGGACCACCGGACUUUUCUGCUCGGCCACUGCCCGCAAGCAGUGGCUUUGGCAGUGCUUCUGGAAGCCGAGAUCCAGGCUACCCCGGCAUCCUUGGCAGGUGCAGAUGAUGCGGUGCAAAGAGCAGUGUCGCAGCUCAGCGAGCUUCUGGACAAAGCGCCCAGCUUGCGAAGCCCCUUCAAGGCCUUACCAGUGUGGACUGGCAAGCCAUGGGGUCAAGUACUUGGAGCAGCCCAGAGACGGACGGGAAUUCUUCUUUUCCCAGUAGGUGAACAGCAAUUCCAUGUUGACUUCAUUCCAGCUGCUAAUUGGUCUAUUUGGGCAAACCGCCGCUGCCGAGGGCGUAGAGAUCUUGGAAAUCUGCAGGGGACGCUUCUGACAACAUGCUUGGAGAAAUGCCUGUCGCAUCCCUCUUGCAGGUCGGCUACCUUCUGGCAUUGGCAGCCUGGGGGCAUGGGCUUUGAUCAGCGUUGUUUCUUAUCGUCCUCUUGUACCUUUGAGCUUUCAACGGAUGAAGGUGCUGAAGGCGCCUUCCUUUUCGAAAAAAGGAUGCUCGUCCGGCUACUUGCAUCUGGUGCUGAGGCAAAGGCUCUGCUGAAGCGAAGAGCCAUGCCAAAAGGCUGGACAACGUCUGGCGGUGUUGCCUUCAACACAGAUGUAGCAGGCGAAAUGCAACCGCCGGGAUGGGUGCUUAGCAUAGCGAGCUCCUCUGCGCUUGAAAUCAUCAUGGGGCUGAUGGCCGAUGGACUCGGAGAUGUGUGGUGGAGCGAGGAUGAAGGUACCACCUGGAAUCUGAUGCAGCAAGACAGCAGCAACUCAAGCCUGGGCGGACUUGAAAGGCAGUAUGCCGCACGCCUAGUCAACGAUGUCUGGUAUGCGGACCUCUCUGAUCUGGCAUCAUUUUCCUUCCGUGAGCUCGCACGCGCACCCUGGGAGCCACGGGCAGCCUUCCAGGCAGACAACGAAGAGGUGGUUCUUCUGGGCGGUCGAGUGCAGCAAGGAAUGCUGAAGAACGACGUCCGGGCCUGGGUGCUUCAGCCAGAUGUCGACAGGUCUGACUUCGUUGUGACAGUUUGCUACGCUCAGUCUCCAACCGCCUGCGUCAGCCUCGACUUUGCAGCAACAAAGAAGGUCUCCUCGCUCGGACUUUGCAGCCACAGCAACGAUCCAGCACGGUGCAGCUGCCGCGUUUGCCUUGGAGCCAGACGCUUCUUCAAGAUGUUCGUUGAAGGUGUCUGGAUCCUUGGUGGUUGCGGCGAGGCCGCCGGCGUUGUCCUGGGAGAUGUGUGGCACAGCAGCGACCUCCAAACGUGGUCUCAGGUGCAGCCAAGCGCACCUUGGGGACCUCGUGUGGGUGCAUCCGCUGUGACCCUGAGCUUUGGCGACAUUACCGGUGUCUUGCUGUUUGGUGGCUAUUCCUAUCCUGAUGACGAUUUUGGUCCCCUGUCUCAUGGCGUGCAUGUAGAGGAGGCGACCUGGUUUUCUAGCGAUGGGCAGCUGUGGCACUCGUUUGGCCCGGAAAUUCUCGCCUGGACGUCUGGUACAACACAGUCUGCAGCAGUUGCUGCACCUUGCAAUAUGUCUGGGCAGCCGAGUCGAGGAGAGCAGUGUGCCUACAUUGCUGCCGGUGCGAACCGCGAAGGCUACUAUGAAAACAGCGUGCGUCGGCUGCGGUUGGGCCUUCAGGAGGCCGGCAUCAUAGGCAACAUGAUUUUGCCAGCUUCAGGGGGUUUGCUACCAGUGAGUCUUCAUGGCAGGCUGAGCGGCUAUCCUGGCAAGUAG